AUGGCGAACAAUUCGAUGGCUCCAUUUCAAGUUCCUCUGCUGACCAAAGAUAAUUAUCACAAUUGGAGUGUUAGAAUGAAGACUUUGAUUGGCUGCUAUGAUGCUUGGGAGGUCGUAGAGAAAGGAAUUGGUGAACAUGAAGAUGAAGCAAAUUUGACUAAUGCCCAGAGAGAAGCAUUGAAGGAAACAAGGAAGAAAGACAAGAAGGCACCCUCAUCUGUCAAGCCUUGGAUGAUAGCACAUUUGAGAAGAGGAGUUGAUAAAGUAAAAAAGGUGGGGCUCCAAUGUAACAUCCCACAUCGACCAACAGAGAAGGAAUGA
Prunus armeniaca (apricot) is the source of this 321-nucleotide messenger RNA. Lineage: Eukaryota; Viridiplantae; Streptophyta; Magnoliopsida; Rosales; Rosaceae. The record is from the annotation of a GenBank genome assembly.